AUGGCCGAACAAAGCAUCAAGUCGCUUUUCAGCUCUGCAGAGCGCCAAAGAAAGGAUAUCGAGGCAUCGUGGGACAGCAACACCGCAGAAUAUCAGCAGAACCUCGCCGCCGCCAUCAAGUCCUACGACGAUUGCCUCAAGCUUACAGACCGGCUGUCUCUCUUCAGCCCGAACGAAACCCUUGAGGAUGUGACAUCUGGGGAUCUCCAGUACCUGCAAAUCAACUAUCGCCUCGCCGAGCUCAUCCUCCGAGUCUCAAGUACAGACCGGAAAGGCACCAUCCAAACCGCCAGAGAUGCCUACGAAAGAUACUUAAGCUUGCUAGACCACUACGAAAUUCUCACACCCGCAGACAAGAAGCUCUACAACACCUACACCGAAGCCCCCGCCUCCUUCUCCACCAUCUCAACCGCAGAUCCAAACGCCCGGCGGAAUGCCAAAAUCUCAAACUUCAAGCAAGAAAAGGAGUUGAAGAAGAAGAUUGAGUUCCUAGCGCAAAACCCCGCGUACCUCCAAAACGACGACGAUGCUGUCCGAGAGCUCCAACUCGCCAACCUCGCCAGCUGCACACACAACACCUUUCAGCAACUCGAAUCCCUGAAUCGCGAGCUUGAAGUCUUAGCCAUGGCACCACCUACCCCUCCUCCAGGCCCCGAAAGCUUAGAAGCAGACUUCAGAGAACGGAUGGGGAUACGUGACAGGGACGACUACUCGGACCGUUUAGAUCGCCGAGAUAUGCUCUCGGCGAGUAAUAAAGGGCCGAUAUUGAGCACACAGGGAAAACCAUUGCGGCCGUUUACGCUAGUGGGCGACAGACAACAGGUAAAGGAUGGUGUGUUUAGAUCUGGGCACAACUUGCCGACAAUGUCGAUUGAUGAGUAUUUGGAAGAGGAGCGCGCAAGAGGGGGUAUCAUCGAGGGAGGUGGGGAGGCUAGUGGGUUGAGCCCGGAGCUGGAUGAGGAUAAUUAUGAAAAGGGGGACGCAGAAAUUAUGAAGGCGAGGGAGUGGGAUGAGUAUGUUGAGUCCAAUCCAAAGGGAUCUGGGAACACUCUAAAUAGAGGAUAG
Messenger RNA from Lachnellula hyalina, 1065 nucleotides. RefSeq lists its product as uncharacterized. Bases 1 to 1065 code for a protein of 354 amino acids. Gene Ontology annotation, cellular component: cytosol. Gene Ontology annotation, biological process: regulation of dephosphorylation; regulation of signal transduction. The record is from RefSeq and is a predicted model, not a curated record. The transcript is spliced from 4 exons. NCBI's taxonomy places the organism in Eukaryota, Fungi, Ascomycota, Leotiomycetes, Helotiales, Lachnaceae. Gene Ontology annotation, molecular function: protein phosphatase 2A binding.